GCCGCAAGUGCCGUUCUUGCUGGGAGGAGGCUGCUUGAGCAUCCGCAUCUUCGAAGGACCCAAUUUGACAGCAGCAGGCGCUUGAUUUUGUCCAACUUCGGGGGACAUCCAGGGCGGCCUGCAGAGAAGAGCAUGCGUCUGUCGCUCAGAUCUAUCGCUCAUAUUCCCCGAAUACAGUCCGCUGGCGCACCUGCGAUCCUCGGCUCCAUCCGGCAUACCCAUGGCGAGUCGGCGCAGCCGACCCUUCCCUCUCCUCUUCCACCGACCUUCCGCAGCUUGUAUCGGCUAUUUUUGAGGGCCACCGCCGCCUCGGUCCUCGCACACCCCGACGCCACCUCACGCUUGAGAAAGUCCUGGCGCGCCGUCUUUGACCAUGCCGCGAACGCAGUGCGGCAGAUGGAAGAUGCUCGGCUGUCUGCUGAUCAGCGCGACAGUCUCACGCACUGGUAUGUGCAGUGGGAAAGCCGAAUGGACAACACCAUUUCGUUACUUCACAGCUCUGCCGUAUCUCGCGGCCUGCCUCACCAGGUGACCCGGAACCUCUCCCGGAUGAUGGACGCCAAUUGUACACUCCGUGACCCCUCGCUGCCAAACAAGAAACCCUGGCGCGGGCAGCUGUCCUCGGACGCGCCCGAGUACAAGCGCAAACGCGUUAAACCGACGUCCCCUACGCAAGAAGAGCAAAAGGCCCUCUUCCGGGCGUGUCCGCGCCUGCUAGGUGACAUUGUCGGGAUGGCGGAGGGCUGGGGCGGCCUCUCAUUGGGCAGAACGCAGCGGCGGUGCUGAGGAAAUCGCCCGAGGCGUGCAUUGCGCACGCAAUGCCGGAGAUGACAGUGCAUGCUCGGUGUGGGCGCCGUGGGUGCUGCUUGAUGCGGCCCCUUGCGGGUAACGGGAUUUGACGCGUCCCUGCUUUAUGCGACAUCAGCGCCAUCUCGACACGCUCCGGGAGCGGAUGGGCUGCGAUUCCCGAACGUAUCGCCGAAGUGUAUUUGCGCCGCCGUCUCGCGCUGUUCACACUCGUUUGGCAACAGCCACAGAAUGGAGCGGUCGAGAGGUUUGCGGGAGCGAGGAGUGCGGUGCUCCGGACUCCGGCAGGAUUUGGCGCACGACAUUCGAACGCCAGCCCUAGUAACCCUGUUGUAGACUGGAUUGCUUCUGGAACUCAAUCCACCCAUGCGUCUCC
Molecule: messenger RNA, 1183 nt
Organism: Trametes versicolor FP-101664 SS1
Lineage: Eukaryota; Fungi; Basidiomycota; Agaricomycetes; Polyporales; Polyporaceae
Exons: 5
Coding region: 133-786 (217 amino acids)
Source: RefSeq, a predicted model, not a curated record